Messenger RNA from Selaginella moellendorffii, 725 nucleotides. RefSeq names its product 50S ribosomal protein L20, chloroplastic. The record is from RefSeq and is a predicted model, not a curated record. The transcript is spliced from 3 exons. Gene Ontology annotation, molecular function: structural constituent of ribosome; rRNA binding. NCBI's taxonomy places the organism in Eukaryota, Viridiplantae, Streptophyta, Lycopodiopsida, Selaginellales, Selaginellaceae. Gene Ontology annotation, cellular component: ribosome. Gene Ontology annotation, biological process: ribosomal large subunit assembly; translation. Bases 1 to 711 code for a protein of 236 amino acids.
AUGCCACACUUGUCCCCCGUCGAAGCACCUGGAAAACAUACACACUUUAGUUUGGAUGAUCAGAGAAUCAUAGCAUACCUCAAUAUAAUUCUUGUAGUUGCAUUUUCUGUCUGGGGCGAGAAUGCUGCUCUCCUCUUCGCGAUCGUUCUUUACAUUCGCCUGCGGCAUCAGGUCAAACCCAGCGCGCGGCGAGUCGCGGCGAGUCGCGGCGGCAGGGGCACGGCGAUCAUCCGAUGCUCGCGCAGCAAGACGGGCAGCGCGUGGCGGAGCAGCAGCGACAAGGAGGAGGCGCGCAAGAUCCUGGAGAGGGGCAAGAAGGAGCUGGGGCCAUACCCUGGCAGGGGCAAGGUCGUGAGGAACAAGGCGCUGGUGCUGGAGCUGGCCAAGGGAUUUAGGGGCAAGAAGGUGCACAGGAUUGCGCGGGAUCGGGUCGCCAAGGCCCUGGAGCACUCGUAUCGCGAUAGGCGGAGGAAGAAGAGAGAUUUCCACAAGCUGUGGAUCACGAGAAUUGGGGCUGCUGCUCGACUCCACGGGCUUGGGUAUAGCGAAUUCAUGCACGGGCUCAAUCGCCAGAAAGUGGAGCUCAAUCGCCAGCUACUGGCAAACAUGGCGAUCUUGGAUCCGGAUUCUUUCAAGAGCCUGGCAGACUCAGUCUCCUCUCUUCCUCCGCUUAAGGUAAGUCUACUUAUGCCUUUCUUUCUUUUCUUUUGACGAUUCAUCUUGUU